AUGAUGAUGAUGAUGAUGAUGAUGCUGAAUUCCAACAAUGCGAUGUGUUGGACCCAGAACAACUGCCGAUGCCAUAUCCUGUGGACAUUCGACGCUUGAGAAGAUGGGAGAUGGGGCAACGAGGACGGUAGAACCUAUCGAAGUGCUUUGUCGGAAUCUGUUAACAGUCGUGAGAAGGGGAGGCAAGUGGAUUUGUGUGUCGUACUCGACGACACGAUUCCAGCAUCUUCACCGAGGAGGUUCUGCUGGAGACAUGUCUAUAUCUGGGACUUCUGACCCGCCGAGGCAGGGCUGGAAGGUUAUCGCCAAGCGCAGCCUUCGCGAGACGAGUGGACAACGGACGAUCAAGGAUGGUUCAGGCGAGAGGAUAGUCUACGAACCCAGUACCAGUGUGUCUGCGUACAUCCUAGAGAAGAUUUCAUGAUCCGGCAGUUGCAGCUAGUCGUGUCCGCGACGUACAUAUCACUUCAAGACACUUUGCAUGGGCUC
Molecule: messenger RNA, 489 nt
Organism: Kockovaella imperatae
Lineage: Eukaryota; Fungi; Basidiomycota; Tremellomycetes; Tremellales; Cuniculitremaceae
Exons: 2
Coding region: 38-424 (128 amino acids)
Source: RefSeq, a predicted model, not a curated record